GACAUAUAAAUCGACCUAUUUACGGAGAUUGGUCAGUGCGACCAAUAGCUUGCAACAAAUAGGACGUAUCUAUAUUAAAUAGAAGAAUAAAAUAAUAAUUUUCGUUAAAAUGAAGGUGAUUGUAGCAUUAUGUGUUUUAUCUCUCGUCGCUUUGGCUACUUGUUCUACUAAUCUGCACCCCAGAGGCUGUAUUUACAUUAUGGGAAGAUGUUACAAGGAGUGUGAGGUAGGAACCCGCGCCUACACGACUGGCUGCGGACCCUUGGUUCCUGAACCUACCUGUGACGAGCCUAACCCCGUAGCCGGGGAGGGGUUGAUCUGCGACUUCUCAGCCUGCUAUUGUGAGGCGCCAACAGUCAGGGACACAGCGAGCGGCAAAUGUGUGAACCUUGACCAGUGCCCCAAGAAAGAAGAAGAAUGAGAAAUAAAGAAGAGAAUUUAAUUAAAUAAAUAGAUUUUGUAAUUGACUUUUU
Messenger RNA from Spodoptera frugiperda (fall armyworm), 473 nucleotides. RefSeq lists its product as uncharacterized. The transcript has 2 exons. NCBI's taxonomy places the organism in Eukaryota, Metazoa, Arthropoda, Insecta, Lepidoptera, Noctuidae. The record is from RefSeq and is a predicted model, not a curated record. The coding region runs from base 110 to 421 and encodes 103 amino acids.